Messenger RNA from Cucumis sativus (cucumber), 2209 nucleotides. RefSeq names its product scarecrow-like transcription factor PAT1. Bases 391 to 2028 code for a protein of 545 amino acids. The transcript is spliced from 2 exons. The record is from RefSeq and is a predicted model, not a curated record. Gene Ontology annotation, biological process: regulation of DNA-templated transcription. Gene Ontology annotation, cellular component: nucleus. Gene Ontology annotation, molecular function: sequence-specific DNA binding; DNA-binding transcription factor activity. NCBI's taxonomy places the organism in Eukaryota, Viridiplantae, Streptophyta, Magnoliopsida, Cucurbitales, Cucurbitaceae.
GGCAAAUGGCCCAAAGCUAUACUCUUUUGCAAUAAAUGGUUUCAAUCAUCCAUCGCCAUCGUUGAUCGUUGAUCGUUGAUAAUAAUAAUAAUAAGUGUGAAGCUGUACCUCAAUUUAUGAAUUCAUUUACCUUUCUCUUCAUUUUAUGCCUUCUGGGUAUUCUUUUUUCUUCUUAAAUAUCUACUUUUUACUCUUUUUUUUCUUUUCAAGUUGCUUCCUUUAAGGUUACAUCAGGCAUCGUAGUCUGCAUUUUCUCGGAAUCUUGAAACCAAAACGGGUUAUUUUGCUGACGGAAAGGGAGAGUCUGCAAUAAGCUUCAGAUCGUCUUUUUUCACAAAAGUGUCCUGUCGUUGCUCUUGGGUCAAUCUUGUGCUAGAAAUAUAAUUCCCAAUGAAGGAACCUUCACGAAAGAAAGUUCCAAAUCAAUCUUAUGGGUUCUGUGAACAACCACUGCAAGAACCCGGGUCCUGUUACUGGCCUCCUAUCAACCAUGGAGGUGGCCUGUAUUCUGACGAUGUAUUAGAUCAAAAUCACUUACCCUCUGAGUCUUUCAAACAGUAUUGCAACGUUGAGUCGUCCUCGGGAACUAGUAGUUACCCACAUCAAAAUUCGUCCUCUACUGCUAGCUUGACAUCAAUUGGAAGCCCUUCCUCACAUCAAGAGUGCCAUUCAUACCCUAUAGACCCGUAUUAUUCUCCCGACAAUAACUGUGGCUCACCUAUCAGUAGAUCUUGUUUAACGGACGAUGCUGCUGAUGACUUAAGGCACAAGAUCAGGGAAUUGGAAACUGCAAUGCUUGGACCUGAUGCAGAUGGGCUUGACGUCUAUUCUAUCACUGAACCAGUUCAUCCUCUAUUACCCAUGCAAGAUGCAGGGUGGAAAGAUGUGACUGAGAUAAUCUCUAGAAGGGAUUUGAAAGAGAUGCUUUGUGCUUGUGCACGAGCAAUAGAUGAGAACGAUAUGAUGACUGGAGAAUGGUUGGUGUCAGAGUUACGUGGAAUGGUCUCAGUUUCUGGUGAGCCGAUUCAACGUUUAGGGGCUUACUUGUUAGAGGCACUUGUUGCAAGGACAGCAUGUUCAGGUAGUUCUAUCUACAAAGCCCUAAGAUGUAAAGAGCCUAUAGGUGCUGAACUGCUCUCAUACAUGCAUGUUCUAUAUGAAAUUUGCCCUUAUUUCAAGUUUGGCUACCUUUCUGCAAAUGGGGCAAUUGCUGAAGCUAUAAAAGGUGAAAAUAGAGUUCACAUAAUUGAUUUUCAGAUAGCUCAGGGAAACCAAUGGAUCACGUUGUUGCAAGCUCUCGCCAAUCGGCCUGGAGGGCCCCCAAAGGUUACUAUUACAGGCAUAGAUGAUUCCACUUCAGCUUUCGCUCGAGGAGGAGGGCUUGAGAUUGUCAGAAAAAGGUUGUUGAUUUUAGCGGAGUCAUUAAAGAUACCCUUUGAGUUCCAUGGAAUUGCAGGCUCUGCUUCUGAGAUUCAACGUGAAGAUCUAAAAGUUCAACCCGGUGAAGCAAUUGCUGUGAGUUUUUCCUUGGUGCUGCACCAUAUGCCAGACGAAAAUGUUGGCAGUCAGAAUCACCGGGAUCGAAUUCUGCAGCUGGUCAAGAGCUUGUCCCCAAAAGUCGUGACGGUUGUCGAGCUCGAGUCAAACAACAAUACAGCACCCUUUUUAUCUCGUUUCCUCCAGACAUUAAAGUAUUAUACUGCUGUUUUUGAAUCCAUAGAUGUGACACUUCCAAGAGAUCACAAGGAGCGAAUCAGCGUGGAGCAACACUGUUUAGCUCGAGACAUCGUAAAUUUAGUAGCAUGUGAGGGAACUGAAAGAGUCGAACGUCAUGAACUUUUCAGGAAGUGGAGAUCACGGUUGUUCAUGGCUGGGUUUAAGCCACACCCUUUAAGCCCUUUUGUCAAUGCUACUAUUGAGGCUCUGCUAAAGAACUACUGUGAUAAGUACACACUUGAAGAAAAGGAUGGAGCUCUAUAUCUUGGGUGGUUGAACCAAAAUUUGGUUACCUCUAGUGCUUGGAUUUGACACCCAUAUAGUUUCUAGGUUUGGAUUUGACACCCACGUAGUUGUAAAAUGCAUUUUUCCACUUCAAACUUGUGAAGAUAUGUUAUUGAUUAGGAUCUCUUUUAUUGAUUUUUCUGGGAACUUAUCGUUGUAGUUACUACAUGCAUACUAUGAAUGCUAAAUAGGAAGAGGUCUAUGCUAA